AGUUUGAACUUCCCCUCCUCUCUACUUCUCUCCUUCCAUCGUGAUACCUUCACUCGAGACCGUCACCACACAAUCUGUCGCUAUGUCUGUUCGCGCGCAAUUCGAGAACUCGAACGAAGUCGGCGUUUUCGCCCGUUUGACCAAUUCCUACGCUAUUCUAGCUGUUGGAGCCUCGCAGAACUUCUACAGUCUGAGCUGCAGGACGUUAUUCCCAUUUGCCACGCUACUAUCAACGGUACACGAAUUGUCGGACGGUUAACAAAUGGCCUUCUCGUCCCCACAACAACCACAGACCAGGAACUGCAGCACCUCCGCAACACUCUGCCGGACACCGUCAAGAUCCAGCGCAUAGAAGAGCGUCUAUCAGCACUAGGAAACGUGAUCUGCUGCAACGACCACGUUGCAAUCGUGCACCCCGAUCUCGAGCGCGAGACCGAGGAAAUCAUCGCCGACGUCCUAGGCGUAGAAGUUUUCCGCCAGACAGUAGCCGAUAAUGUCCUAACAGGCUCAUACAUGGCUCUCUCAAACCAAGGUGGAAUCGUGCAUCCGAAAACCUCAGUCCGCGACCAGGACGAGCUCUCCUCGCUGCUGCAAGUGCCGCUGGUAGCUGGCUCUGUGAACCGCGGUUCACCUGUCGUUGGUGCUGGCAUGGUCGUUAAUGACUGGUUGGCUGUUACAGGUCUUGACACUACUGCUACUGAGCUUAGUGUUAUUGAGAGUGUUUUCCGUCUUGGUGAGAUGGCGCCUGGUGGUGGUGGUGCUGGUCCUAAUAAGGAGAGCAUUGUUGAGAGUUUCUACUAG
This is a messenger RNA of Penicillium taxi, 801 nucleotides long. RefSeq names its product translation initiation factor 6. Gene Ontology annotation, molecular function: ribosomal large subunit binding. The annotation marks the transcript as partial. The transcript is spliced from 5 exons. NCBI's taxonomy places the organism in Eukaryota, Fungi, Ascomycota, Eurotiomycetes, Eurotiales, Aspergillaceae. The record is from RefSeq and is a predicted model, not a curated record. Gene Ontology annotation, cellular component: preribosome, large subunit precursor; cytosol; nucleolus. Gene Ontology annotation, biological process: assembly of large subunit precursor of preribosome; maturation of 5.8S rRNA; maturation of LSU-rRNA.